Messenger RNA from Stylophora pistillata, 4890 nucleotides. RefSeq lists its product as uncharacterized. Gene Ontology annotation, molecular function: RNA binding. The record is from RefSeq and is a predicted model, not a curated record. NCBI's taxonomy places the organism in Eukaryota, Metazoa, Cnidaria, Anthozoa, Scleractinia, Pocilloporidae.
UAUCCAUUUUGUAAUACCCUAAUGCAUUCACUUUUUAGUCCCCUCAUGGAAUUUUUUUUGAAAAGUAUUACCCUUAACAGGGAUUGCUUGUUUUCACAAGAGAUAAUCAAGGUUCUCUUUUUUUUGCGGCACUUACAGCCAGGCAUGUGAUGUACGUUUUUCUGGCUUGGUAUCCGAAUAUUUGCUCACGUAUGCAUGACUGUAAUGAAAAAAGCUGUCUUUUCUUAAUCACAAAGAUCUGUAAAAUUACUAAAGAAGACUUCAAUUUCAGGCUAGAGGAAGACUUAGAGGUAGGAAAAACGAACUCAAAAUCUGUGGUGUAGUGUCGCAAAGUCUUUAAUUGUAACGGAACAGACUCCAAUAUACAAGAAGAGUUUACACCGAAAUUAGUCAGAUCCAACGUAUUCAAAAACGUCCUUCGGCUUAGCAGCCAAGCCUGCAAUAUCCAUGGAUACCCGGAUAUAACAUGUGGCUUCAUUGAUGGCUGGAAUCUCUCUGAAAACUGUAAACUGAAGUUGGUUUUGGUCACAGAUAAAGAAGGGCUGUAUCGACUGAGACCUUCAAGUGAAGUGGGCCAACAGGUGUGUCUUCCUUAGUAUAAUUAUCAUUGGCAAAAAAACUAUAACUUUGUUCAGGGUAAUGUUUCUUUACUUGGCACUAAAUGAGGUCCUUGAUAUGGGCUUAACAUAGAACCCUUUUGAUGCAGAAGGUAUGUUAAAUUUGUUUUCAGUUGCCCCCGAUUUCGAUUCCUUCGGCUUUUGCAGAAAUCUGUAAGUGACUCAACUUAUCUGUCGGGACUUCAAGACGCCGUGUUGGAGUCACUUCGUAAAAUGAAAGGCCGUGAAGAAGCAAAGAAUCCUUUAGAGGCUGAUCUCUGGUGUCAUUUUGGAUCGGCUGUUAUCCGGGGACCCAGUGAAGGAGAAUGGAGCAUAGAUGAUGCAGCAACAAGGUUUCAAUAUUCAGCCGAUGGAAAUUAUUGGAAGGUUGCAUUUCAAGAAGGCGUGGAUUUUAUGGCAGAUUCGUUCGAAAACUAUUUCUAUGAAAGUACACCGAAAGAAUAUCGUGAUUACGCCGCAAGAUAUGACUUAACAUUCCUUACUCCAUGCAGUCAUCAAUUGAGAUGCAAGGUAUGGGUCACAAAAAAGGAUGGUAAGGAGAAGCUAGAAGGUAUCCCAAUCCCAGUCACUGACGUCAGAAAUAUCAUGGAAGAGAUUCACUUCACCGAUGAAUCCACUCGGUUGCGAAGUCGAGGCUGGGUGGUUCUCCCGUCGCGGAGAUGUUUGCAAGCCGAUAUUUUGUUUCCCGGGUGUGAGUUUGAUUGCAGACUCAUAAUCAAUGAACAUGCAGGAAGGGCCAAAACUGUAGAUUAUAAGCCUAAAGAAGAAGUUAUACGUGUGUUAGCAAGAUAUCUAUCAGGGCUGACUUUGACGGAUGAUGACCCGUUUGGCUUGAUACUUCCCGGCGAGUAUGAGAUGCCCAAGGGAUUUCAUUUGAUUCACAAGCGGCUUUCCAAACGAAAUGUGUACACGUCUAAACCUGGUUUCAGUGUUAUCCUGUCGAAGGAAACCUCGUGGAGUGCUGAUGUGACAGGUGGAAGUUGCAGAGAUUCGGCUGAUGUACAUCUGCAUUGCGAGGAGUGGGACAGGCUACUCAGUGGUGGUCAGUGGGAACCCGAGAGUUUAGUGCAACAGCUGCCAGAGUUUCUCGAGUUUGUCAAGGAAGUUCAGUGCUUUGUUGUUGCUGCCUUGAGGAGUAAUGGAGUAGAAAGAAAAGUUCCUCCAGUGAUUCGUGCUCGAGGUCCUUUAGCUUUGGCAACCUACUUAAAUGCCUUAGCUGAUGGUCAAGCAUGUGUCAAGAGAGUGCCUUUAAUGAUAGUUGGACAGGAUCGAUCUGGAAAAACCAGCGUAAAGAAGUCCUUGAAAGGGAUUUGCUUCAACCCAGAAGAGGAUAGCACCCGGGGAAUUGACGUCGAUCGUUAUCAUUUUAGAGUAACCACUGAAAUAUGGACGACAGGAAAAAAAGACGAGGAGGCCAACAUUGGUACUGAAGUUAUUUCAUUUAAGGAGAAGACAGCACGGUGGGUUGCCGAGAAACUGACUACGCGUGAAAAAGUUGCUGAAGUCAAAAGAACAAGCUCAGCCGAGCCAAAUGAAGAAAUUGUCACCCCAGAGGAAAGUGAACCCAAUGAAACUCCAAACUUAGCAGACCUUUCAGAAUCAUCCAGGAAUCCAGUAUCAACCAAUACCACCAAGAAUAGACUUCAAUUACAAACGGGAGAAGCACGAAAUCCCAUUGAAUUAGAGCAAGAAGAAGAUUUUCUUACCACCGCCCUGAAAAAAUUGCCAGAUUUCGACGAAGUUGCGAAGGUACUUCCCCAACUCCUUCAAGACAACUGGGAAGACGAUAGAGAGGAUAUCUAUUCAGUAAUCUGGGACUUUGCCGGACAGUCAGUGUACUACGUGACGCAUCCCCUCUUUCUCACAGGAAGGGCAGUCUACUUUCUGGUCUAUGACUUGAGCAGAAAUCCAAGCGAGAAAGCCACACCAUUGGUGAAGCAGGGAGUUUAUAGAGUAAUUGAAGAUAGAUAUAAUCUGAAAACGAACUUUGAUUAUUUAGACUUUUGGAUGAGUUCUUUGGCUUCCUUAUUAGAACAGAGUGAUUGCCAACAAGUGGACCCCGUAACGGAGGUACCUUUGAAGAAAUUUCCAGCCGUCUUCCUGGUGUGCACACAUGCUGAUCAGCCCUAUUGUGAUCGUAAUCCAUUUGAUCUAGCCAAAGAAAUAUUUGGCGAUUUGAAGAGCAAGCCAUAUAGUGCCCACUUGUUUGACGUGUUUUGUGUUGAUAACACUAAGUCUGGCACUGAAUCCGAAUGCAAAGAAACCAUGCGCUUACGAGAGGCCGUACAGGACGUUUCUAAAGGGUUACCACACGUAAACGAGGCCAUUCCGAUUAAGUGGUUAAGAUACGAACAUUUCCUUCGUGUCCUUAAGGAAAAUGACCAUCAUAAGUUUAUCUCCUUCUCUAUAGCGAAAGAUAUAGCUUUCAAAUUUUUUAACAUUAACGACAACGAGGUACAGACACUGCUAAACUUUUUGCACGAUCUUCGAGUUUUAAUUCACUUUGACGAUUCUCCAGAAUUGAGUGAGAUAGUUUUCUUGGAUAUUCAGUGGUUGAUUGAUGUGUUCAAGAAUGUAAUUACUGUCACGGCCUAUCACGAAGAGAAGAGCUUUGCUCAUCUUUGGAAGAAACUCGAGAUAGAAGGAAUCCUGGAAGAAAAACUCUUAAAACAUGUUUGGAGCUCUUUGAUUCCUCAGACAGAAACCCACGAGAGUCUUAUUGAAAUUAUGAAGAGAUUUAGCCUUUUGUGUCCUUGGCCACAGCCAUCAUCACACGAAGUUCCCGGCAAACGUUACAUAGUGCCAUCUAUGUUGCGAACGCGUCCACCAGCGGAGAUACCUAAGCUUGUUGAAUCUGCAAAAAUUCCAUCUCUUUUUCUAAAAUUUGACACAGAUCGGGUCCCUCUAGGCUUAUUUCCCCGAUUUGUACUAGAAUUCUUUCAGUGGUGCAGAAAGGAAUUGCCUCGCUUAACUUUGCCACAACUUUACCACAAUUUUGCCAGAUUUAACAAAUUUCCGACUCAAGGAAGCUCUGUGGUUUUCCUUUGCCACCAUUCCACAAUCGAGGUCCUUGUCCUAAGUGUAGAAAGUGAUAUUAAUAUUGCCUCAAUUCGAGCAUUUAGGAGCCAGCUAACCUCGAUCAUUGAUCAAUUUGGGAGCAAGUACUUCUGGGUGAAGAACGUUGGAUGCAAGGUGUGUUUCUUAUGUCCUGUUUGUUCCCGUGGACGCGUGGUCAGCUUGUGCACACUCCAUUACGAAGAACGUUGUGAGCAAGAGGAAUGCCUUCACUUCAUUUCAGAGUCAGAUUUAGGUGACGAAAUGCACGCCGUUUGCACCAGGUCUGUAGCCGCUGUGGAUAACCGAAUUCAGGUCGAGAGCUUCUCUCCAUGGAUUUUCUCUGCUGAAGAUAAGGAGAUGGAGGCUUCUCAAAGUGAUGAGAGACUCCAAGCUAUUGUGCAAGAUGGAAACGAGAAGACACCUUUGUUACCUUUCAAAGCUGUAGCACCCGUUCAGUUACAACCACUAGUAGGCGCUGAAAGCGAUGGGAAACUGGUUCCUUUUGCACAAGGGAAUGGAGACAAAUCUCUCGUUCUGCCUCAAAAAGUUAGCGAAUCUCUCCAGUUAACAUUAGUCUCUCCAAAAGAGAUUGUAGAUAAAUUGCUUCACUAUCUUGAGGACGCCUCACUAGAACAUCCAAAACCUGAAACUGAGAAAUGGAUCCGUUGCCUUACGAGGACUGCUAAAGAUCGUGGCCGGACUGAUAUUGUUAGCUAUUUAAGAGAAAUCGUGCCAGCAGGGACAACAGGUCCAGAGCUGCCUGAAACCCUCCUUGUCCAAAACAUUCCUGAAAGUCGGCUAAAAGAGCUGACAAUUACCCUCAGUGGUCUAGACGAUUGGAAGAUAUUUGCUGAAAAACUGAGACUGACCCCAGCGGAGAUACGUUUUUUGGACAAGCGCACAAGAAAUCAAGUGUUUGAAGUUUUGGUUUACGCUGCACAAAAAUAUCUCAUAACUGUGGGAGAUCUUUAUGACGUUUUGAAAGACUGUGGGAUGCCUGUCUUAGCCGACUUGCUUUGAAACUAGUAGUUCUCUUUCACUUUGAAGGAUCUGUUAGCAACUGAUUCGAACAUCAAGUAAUAGGAAUUAUUGCAAAUUUAUAUUUUAAUCAGGUACCCUAGUUACUCCAAUAAACACUGCGGUCGAUUAAAAGCCGCAUGUUGGGGGAAACUACUAUGAAAUGCAUUCCCUUGAAUAAAAGCCGUAUCCAACCAGA